Symphalangus syndactylus (siamang) is the source of this 12721-nucleotide messenger RNA. It is a transcript of the gene IGSF9B, whose product is annotated as immunoglobulin superfamily member 9B. Lineage: Eukaryota; Metazoa; Chordata; Mammalia; Primates; Hylobatidae. Gene Ontology annotation, cellular component: neuron projection. Gene Ontology annotation, molecular function: protein binding. The record is from RefSeq and is a predicted model, not a curated record.
GCCUCCUGGCUUGUCAGGGAGGAGGGGUUGGGGGACUAUUGGGGGCUGUGCCUUUUUUGGACUCAGCAGGGAUUAUUUUUAGGCUGGCAGAUGGAGGUGGCGGUGGCUGUCGCUGGUAUUAUUAGACAACAGGCCUGUGGUUUGGAAGUCUGGUGCCCGGAGGAGGAGGAGGCUGCAAUAAGGACUUGUACUAAUGAGCCACGGAUGCUGGUGCUCACUCCCUUCCCCGCUUCCCCAGCCACCAGCCAGACCCAGCUAGGGGUCUCAGAGCCUCAGGCAGAAGGCCAGGCUCCUCAGAGCUGGUCAGAGCCCACCCGGCCGCCUUCUGAGACAGGCCCACCCUAUGGUCCUAGGCUUCAGAGUCUGGACUGGCAAAACCUGUCCCAAGUGUGGGGUGGGAGUUGCCGACCGCUGGCUCAGGUGCUAAGAAAGGGAAAAGUGAGGGACAGUGGGUGAAAGGCCUUGAUCCUGGGGCCUGGGUUGGGCCAGGAUGACCUCUGCCCCACCUGCUUUCUGAGAAGGACAGGGACACCACCCGUGCACCAGGCACAGCUGGAACCGAGUAACUUUGGGUGAGCGGCGCAACUCCCUGUUUGCUCAUUUUUCAAUGGGAGACAGCGGUACGUGUGUCAGGAGGCCAUUGUGGGCAGGGACUGAGAUUCCCUGUGUUCCCAGCACAGAGCCUAUUGUGCAGCAGGCAUUCACAGCAUGCAAGGCUUGCGUGCCAGCUGAUGCUCGCCCGGCCCUGCUCCUCGCACCUUGCCCUGCACACCUCCCUCUGUAUUUAGAGCAGUCCUGCUUUCAGGUACCCUCCUCCCCCAGCCCUUCUCUGGCGGAGGAGCUCCAGGUUGUGAGUGCUAGACAUGGGCUGUGCCAGGCCCUGGACGCCUCAUGGUUCUGCACAGGGGUCCAAUGGCAGCCCUGGACUCAGCCACCCACUGGGUACCACCUGGCCCAGAGAGCGGGAGAUUUGUACCCUGUGGGCUUCCCAAAAGGUCAGCCAGACCUCUGGGGGCUACCUUAUCUUUCCUUGCCCUCCUACUUUCUCUUCCCCACCGUAACUGCUCCAAAGGGAGCUGGGCACACCCCCAAGAUACAGAUUUACUAGGUUCUGGGCACCGCUAUUUGUGGCCUUCUCUAAACAGAGUGAGACCUAUGGCACCACGUGGGUGCCUUUCACUGUGCCCACUCCUGACAAUGCCAGUUUUCCCCCUUUGAGGGAGGAGCCUGGCCCCUCUGGGCUGCUGUGAUGGGAGAGGGGCUCAGCACACUCCACCCUCCCCUUCCUCUUCCUCCUGUUCCUCCCCUUCCUCCCCACUCCCUUCAGGAGCCAGCCCCUCCCCCUUCCAGUCUCCGAUCUGCCCCCACCCAGGCUCUGGGGUGUUCUGACCGUCUGUGUCUGUGUCCAGCUGGCCUGAACUGACCCUCCCAGGGCUGGGCUCCGCACCUGACCCCUCCUCCGCUCUCCUCUUUGCUCUCCGCUUUGCACCUCUUUUGCUCCUGGAUGUGGGUUUGGUUUCCCCCUGUAUUUGGGUUUCUCUAUCUAUCCUCCAUCUUCCCUCUUUACUGCCAGGCUGAUUACUUUUUUUCACAUUGAGCUUUUCUGGAGAGAGUGUGUUAUUAGACAUACUUUGGCUCAGAAACGAUCAGGCUUAGGGAGAAGUGCUUGUGGGUGAUGGAGUGAGAGAACAUGCCGUGUGUGUGUGUGCGCAUGUGUGUGUGUGCGCGCAUGUGUGUGUGAAGGAGAUGACAGAAAACCAAUACAUAUUCUAGGAUCCAGAAAAGCAAGAGGGCUUGGAGCGAGGGUGGAGGCCAGGACAUGGGCGCCCACACCACGGCUUUAUUCUAGGGAAGCUCCCUGUCAUUUUGUCUUGCUUAUCCUCUUUGGGAUGUGUCCUCUCUGCGGCCGCCUCUCCCUGGUUGAAAGGGUCUUUGGGAAGAGAUGCUGGGAGGGGACUGCCAGCCUUGGAGGUAGGCCUUGGAUUGGGUGCUCAGCACUUAACCCAGGGGCUGGCUGGGGCUGGGGUGGAAUCCCAGCGCUGGGGAAGGUUUGAAGAGCCUGCCUCAUUGCUGUGCAGUGAAAAUGAGGCCGGCUCUGUGCAAAUGAGCAGCCUUACAGCGGGAACCCACGUCAAAGCCAAGCCACCUCCUGGCGUUGUCUCCUAGAGCCCUCCACCUGGAAGCCAGCUCACCAGAGCAAAACUUCACUGUUGGAGGUGACUGCUGUCCCCCUAGGCCUCUGUUCCUCCUGUCGGCCCUAGGGCCAAAGCCCUGGGAAGGAACCACCUUCUGUUGCCCUCUCUGCCCUCCUCCAGGUAACCUGGCACCUGGGAAUAACUCCCUCCUCUUCCCAUAGGCUCCUGUAGUUUCUUAUCUCCUCACAGGUCUGUGCUGUAGACACACACACACACACACACACACACACACACACACACCUUCUCUGCAAGCUCAUGGCGCCCAUUAUUCACCCAUUCCUCUUGGUCCAGCAUCUGCCUUUGUGGUCCUGGCUGCUGGGAGGCAGGCUCUCCUGCUGAGGGCCCCUGAGGGCCCCUGUGGGGGAGGCGAGGCUGCAGCUGGGCACUCUCCCUGCUUUCCCUGAGGUGCUGGGAUGCAAACUUAGCCUGAAGCAAGGUUGGGGGUGGCGGAAUUGGGAAACCUGCUGGGGCCUCAGGCAGGUGAGUGCAAUGCUCUGCUCUGCUCCAAAAAUACUCUGUGAUCUUAGCUCUUUCUCUAGAAAACAGUGAUGUCACUGGGAGCCAAUCAGCUUCUGGAAGGGCUUGCCUCCUCCCCCUUCCGCAACUUGCAGGGGAGGGGGAGGGGGAGGGGGAGAACAAGACACACAGAGAUGACAUACAGACAGACACGGAGAGCCACAGACACAGAAGUACACACAUGCAGAGACGGAGCCCUUGCAUACAGAGAAGCAGGCAGAACGCCUCCCCUUGCAUGAGCCAACCGAAACAGACACACACACACACACACACACACACACACACACACACACACGCUGGUAGACAGAAACAGGGAGAGAGAUAGGCAGGUAGACACAGUCACCCACACAGAGCAAGAGCUAGAGAGAAAGAGACAGAGGGAGACACAGAAAGACAUGGAGAAGGAGCAGGAGCCAGAGAGAGAUGGACAGAUAGACACAUAGGCAGAGAUGGAGCCAGCAAGACAGAUAGGCAGACAGACAGACACACAGAGGAGCCAGCAAGGCAGACAGACAGAGAUCCAGAGAAGGAGCCAGAGAGAGACAGACACACAGAGGAGCCAGUAAGACAGACAAACAGAGAUCCAGAGAUGCGAGUGAGAGAGAGAGAGAGAGAGAGAGAGAGAAAACAGAGGAGCCCGGCAUGUGUGUGUGCGUGCACAGACACAGAGAGGUGGCCAGACACAGACAUGAAGGGAUAAGAGACAGCGAGGUGCACACAGGGGUCCGAGAUGCAGAGAGAGUUAGACCGAGGCACCGGAAUGGGGAAUGGCAGGGGCUGGUGCUGCCCUCCUCUGGGCACCCUCCCCUGCAGGAGUCCCCAGCUGGCUCUGUCUUUAAGCUGCCGCUUCGGUACUGCAGCUGCUGUCCUAGGUGCUGCCCUGGAGAGUCAGGCGCCCGGCCUGGGACCAGAAGGGUCUGGGGCUGGGGAAAGCUGUGGUCAAUUGGCAGUAGGGGGUAGUACCAGGGAAUGAAGGGGGUGAGGCUUCCCCUCAGCCAUCCUUUUCCCUGGGACGUUACUGGACAAGGUGACCUUGUGGCUUCCCUGGCCCUGCCUGGCAGUGGAGCCUGGCGUGGGAGGAGGGCUGCAUGCCUUCUUUGGGCCCAGGACUGGUGCUGCGGCGCUUGUGGUGCGUGGCUCUUCCUCUCUGCAGCGUCCUCUAGCUUGCGGUGGGAUGGAGGCAGGGGUGGUCCUCCCGCCUGCUGCCUUGCUCACCCUCUCUGCUGCCAGCCAGGGUGGGUGUCCCUUAUCCCACCGUCUGAUUUCGUUUUCCUCUGCCCAACGUGGGGACAGCCCUAGGAUCUCCCUCCUCCGUCGCCAGCAUCCUGCUCUCCUAAUGGUGAUGUCUGGGGCUUGGGCCCCUCCCACUCCCCCCUCUGCGGCAGGGCUGGCAGAACUGUGCUGGGAGGAGGGGCUGGAGAGACCGGCUCAGCCUGCGGGGUUUCCCUCUGGUGUUGCCACGAGCACUCGGCUGAGCUUGUUAGGGAUUUCCCUGCUCCUGCAUGGAGUACCCUUGUUUUGUGCCGUGCACAUCGGGCUGAGCUGGGGGUGGGGUGGAGGAGGAAGGCUGGCUCUGUCAUUCCCACCAGGCUGUAGUGGCAGGCGUCCUGGUGCAGAAAGAAUGUGCCCUGUGCACGGGCGGCCACAACUGGGCAGUGCUGUGGGCCUCCAGAGGGGUCCGGGCCCCUCACCUCCAUGUCCUGGACUCCUUGUAAUUCUUGGGGCGGGAUGCCAGCAGGGGGUGGGGCCGGAUGACGCCUGCGGCUCUUUGAGACUGGGGAGGGAAGAGCUGGCGUGUAGGGCUGAAGAGAAUGGCUUCCCUCUCCUUUCCUCUCCCUUCCUUUCCCCCAAGUUGUGGAUGCUUGGGGGCCCCAGGACAGAGGGAGGUAUGAGCAGCGAGGGGGAGAGGGAUGGAGGGUGCGCGUGGGACCCUCCUGGGAGGGCACGGUGGCCCAUGGAGGGCAGCUGGUGGGGGGCGGGGCGACCCUGUGACACAGGCAUGGGGCUGCUGGGGCAGGAUCUCUUUGUCACCUCCUUUCUGUGUCCAACCUGGCUGUCCCCAUCAGGCGCCCACGGCCUGCGAGAGGAGCCCGAGUUUGUGACAGCAAGAGCUGGGGAGAGCGUGGUCCUACGAUGCGACGUGAUCCACCCAGUGACGGGACAGCCCCCACCCUAUGUCGUAGAGUGGUUCAAGUUCGGGGUCCCCAUCCCUAUCUUCAUCAAGUUUGGCUACUACCCCCCACACGUGGACCCUGAGUAUGCAGGCCGGGCCAGUCUUCAUGAUAAGGCAUCUCUGCGGCUGGAACAAGUUCGCUCUGAGGACCAGGGCUGGUACGAGUGCAAAGUGCUCAUGCUGGACCAGCAGUAUGACACCUUCCACAAUGGCAGCUGGGUCCACCUCACCAUCAUCGCCCCUCCCACCUUUACAGAAACACCUCCCCAGUACAUCGAGGCCAAGGAGGGCAGUAGUAUCACCAUGACCUGCACAGCUUUUGGGAACCCCAAGCCCAUUGUCACCUGGCUCAAGGAGGGGACGCUUCUCGGUGCUAGUGGGAAAUACCAGGUGAGUGACGGCAGCCUGACAGUGACAUCGGUCAGUCGGGAGGACAGAGGUGCCUACACCUGUCGAGCGUACAGCAUUCAGGGGGAGGCUGUCCACACGACCCACCUGCUUGUCCAAGGGCCCCCUUUCAUCGUCUCCCCUCCUGAGAACAUCACCGUCAACAUCUCCCAGGAUGCUCUGCUCACCUGCCGGGCAGAGGCGUAUCCGGGCAACCUCACCUACACCUGGUACUGGCAGGACGAGAACGUCUACUUUCAGAAUGACCUGAAGCUGAGGGUGCGCAUCCUAAUCGAUGGGACCCUGAUCAUCUUCCGAGUGAAGCCGGAGGACUCGGGGAAGUACACCUGUGUGCCCAGCAACAGCCUGGGGCGCUCCCCCUCCGCCUCGGCGUACCUAACAGUGCAGUACCCAGCCCGUGUCCUCAACAUGCCCCCUGUAAUUUACGUGCCCGUGGGGAUCCAUGGCUACAUCCGCUGCCCUGUGGACGCAGAACCACCAGCCACCAUGGUCAAGUGGAACAAGGACGGCCGCCCCCUGCAGGUCGAGAAGAACCUGGGUUGGACCCUGAUGGAGGAUGGCUCCAUUCGAAUUGAGGAGGCCACAGAGGAGGCUCUUGGCACUUACACCUGUGUGCCUUACAACACCCUGGGGACCAUGGGCCAGUCUGCCCCUGCGAGGCUUGUCCUGAAGGACCCCCCCUAUUUCACGGUGCUACCAGGCUGGGAGUAUAGGCAGGAGGCCGGCCGGGAGCUGCUUAUCCCCUGUGCGGCCGCGGGGGACCCCUUUCCUGUCAUCACGUGGAGAAAGGUAGGGAAGCCCAGUAGAAGCAAGCACAGUGUCCUGCCCACUGGGAGCCUGCAGUUCCGUGCCCUGAGUAAGGAGGACCACGGGGAGUGGGAAUGUGUCGCCACCAACGUGGUCACGAGCAUCACUGCCAGCACCCACCUCACCGUCAUCGGCACCAGCCCCCAUGCCCCGGGCAGUGUCCGGGUCCAGGUCUCCAUGACAACUGCCAACGUGUCCUGGGAACCAGGCUAUGAUGGAGGCUACGAGCAGACAUUCUCAGUUUGGUACGGACCUCUGAUGAAGCGGGCACAGUUUGGGCCCCAUGACUGGCUGUCCUUGCCAGUGCCGCCAGGACCCAGCUGGCUGCUGGUGGACACCCUGGAGCCUGAGACAGCGUACCAGUUCAGCGUCCUGGCCCAGAACAAGCUGGGAACCAGCGCCUUCAGUGAGGUGGUCACUGUGAACACUUUAGCAUUCCCUAUUACAACUCCAGAACCCCUGGUGCUGGUCACCCCACCGAGGUGCCUCAUAGCCAAUCGGACUCAGCAGGGUGUGCUCCUGUCCUGGCUUCCGCCUGCCAACCACAGCUUUCCAAUCGACCGCUACAUCAUGGAGUUCCGCGUCGCGGAGCGCUGGGAGAUGCUCGACGAUGGCAUCCCCGGCACCGAUUUAGAGUUCCUUGCCAAGGGUCUGUCACAGGACACGUGGUACGAGUUCCGGGUUCUGGCCGUCAUGCAGGAUCUGAUCAGCGAGCCCAGCAACAUCGCCGGCGUCUCCAGCACAGAGAUCUUCCCGCAGCCGGACCUGACCGAGGACGGGCUGGCGCGGCCUGUGCUGGCGGGAAUCGUAGCUACCAUCUGCUUCUUGGCAGCUGCCAUCCUGUUCAGCACCCUGGCUGCCUGCUUUGUCAACAAGCAGCGCAAGCGUAAGCUCAAGCGCAAAAAAGACCCUCCACUCUCCAUCACCCACUGCAGGAAGAGCCUGGAGUCUCCCUUGUCCUCUGGCAAGGUGAGCCCCGAGAGCAUCCGCACGCUCCGGGCACCGUCAGAAUCCUCAGACGACCAGGGCCAGCCCGCGGCCAAGAGGAUGCUGAGCCCUACCCGCGAGAAGGAGCUGUCGCUGUACAAGAAGACCAAGCGGGCCAUCAGCAGCAAGAAGUACAGCGUGGCCAAGGCGGAGGCCGAGGCGGAGGCCACCACGCCCAUCGAGCUCAUCAGCAGAGGCCCCGACGGCCGCUUCGUGAUGGACCCUGCCGAGAUGGAGCCCUCGCUGAAGAGCAGGCGCAUCGAGGGCUUCCCCUUCGCCGAGGAGACGGACAUGUACCCCGAGUUCCGCCAGUCGGACGAGGAGAACGAGGAUCCACUGGUGCCCACAUCUGUGGCCGCCCUGAAGUCCCAGCUCACCCCUCUGUCAUCCAGCCAGGAGUCCUACCUGCCACCACCAGCAUACAGCCCUCGGUUCCAGCCCCGCGGGCUGGAGGGCCCCGGUGGCCUGGAAGGUCGGCUUCAGGCCACAGGCCAGGCCCGGCCCCCUGCCCCCCGGCCCUUCCACCAUGGCCAGUAUUAUGGGUACCUCAGCAGCAGCAGCCCUGGGGAGGUGGAGCCGCCCCCGUUCUACGUGCCAGAAGUGGGCAGCCCCCUGAGCUCCGUCAUGUCAUCCCCGCCCCUGCCCACCGAGGGGCCCUUUGGCCACCCCCCCAUCCCCGAGGAGAAUGGAGAGAAUGCCUCCAACAGCACGCUGCCCUUGACUCAGACACCUACAGGAGGGCGCUCCCCUGAGCCCUGGGGCCGGCCAGAAUUCCCCUUCGGGGGGCUGGAGACUCCAGCAAUGAUGUUCCCCCACCAGCUGCCACCCUGUGAUGUGCCCGAGAGUCUGCAGCCCAAGGCCGGCCUCCCCCGAGGACUGCCCCCCACCUCCCUGCAGGUGCCCGCGGCCUACCCGGGCAUCCUGUCUCUGGAGGCACCGAAGGGUUGGGCAGGCAAGUCGCCCGGCAGGGGCCCUGCCCCAGCGCCCCCCGCCGCCAAGUGGCAGGACAGACCUAUGCAACCUCUGGUAAGCCAAGGGCAGCUGCGACAUACAAGCCAAGGCAUGGGCAUACCUGUGCUGCCUUACCCCGAGCCGGCUGAGCCGGGGGCGCACGGCGGCCCCAGCACAUUUGGCCUGGACACCCGGUGGUAUGAGCCCCAGCCCCGGCCCCGGCCUAGCCCCCGGCAGGCCAGGCGCGCCGAGCCCAGUUUACAUCAAGUGGUGCUACAGCCUUCCCGGCUCUCACCUCUGACCCAAAGCCCCCUCAGCUCCCGCACUGGCUCCCCUGAGCUCGCCGCCCGUGCCCGGCCUCGCCCGGGCCUCCUGCAGCAGGCGGAGAUGUCAGAGAUCACCCUGCAGCCGCCGGCCGCCGUCAGCUUCUCUCGAAAGUCUACGCCGUCCACAGGCUCCCCCUCCCAGAGCAGCCGCAGUGGGAGUCCCAGCUACCGGCCCGCCAUGGGCUUCACCACACUGGCCACAGGCUACCCUUCCCCUCCACCCGGCCCCGCCCCUGCUGGGCCUGGGGACAGCUUGGACGUGUUUGGACAGACGCCCUCCCCUCGAAGGACGGGGGAGGAAUUGCUCCGACCAGAGCCCCCACCACCCACGUUACCUACUUCAGGGAAGCUGCAGAGAGACAGACAAGCUCCCGCGACCAGCCCGCCUGGGAGAGCACUCUCUAAACUAGCAGCUGGUAUUCCAGCUAUCUGGGCAGUGUUGUCGAGACAAGCCUCUCCUCAGCUCAAUAGGUGAUUAGAAGAGAAGGAAAAUGCCCAUCAAGCCACUGCUUCAGCCUGUUGGCCAGGGAACACCUGAACAGGGUCAUAAUGGUCAGCUCCUGGGCGCGCUGAGCUAAGGAAAUAUGCAGCGGGUUUUGACUUUCCCUGUCCUGAGGCCUCCACUUUGACCUGGCUGCAUCUUUUCCCAGCGCUUCUGGAUAAGCUGAGAGCUAAGCAAAUAAGACCUCCUGGGCUACCUGGUCAUGAUUUGGGUUUUGUAUGGAUUUUUUGAAAAGAGAGAAAUAGUGUUGGCUGGGUGCGGUGGCCCAUGCCUGUUAUUCUAGCACUUUGGGAAGCCAAGGAGGGCAGCUUGGGCAACAUAGUGAAGCCCUGUCUGUACAAAAAAAUACAAAAAAUAGCUGGGCAUGGUGGCACAUGCCUAUAGUCCCAGCUCCUUGCGGGGCUGAGGUGGGAAGAUCAUCUGAGCUGGGGAGGUCGAGGCAGCAGUGAGCCGAGAUUGCGGCACUUCACUCCAGCCUGGGCGACAGAGGCCCUGUCUCAAAAAAAAAAAAAAAAAAGAGAGAGAGAGAAGUAAGUUCCAGGCAAUUGUUGGUAGUUCUGUACUGCAAAAAACACCUCUGUGCGAAGGCUUUGAGGCCCUCAUCUUACAGCAACCCCCUGACUUCCUGGAAGAAGGGAGCCCCAGGGUUCGUAGCAUUCCUGCAUGCUUUAGAACAGUAUAGGCUGGUUGGGAAGAGAGCUGUGACCUUAAAUUCUUGGAGAGCCCAGGACUGGCUUCUGGUGUAAUGGCAUCAUCUAUGGAUCAAACUUAGAUUUACCUGACAGCUGAAUUCCGGGGAUAGGAUGGAGUGUUUCACUGAAGCUUCCCAUGAGACAUUGGUACCAAGAGCUCCAUGACCGAAGGGCCCCAGGUGGGGCGGGCGUUGGCAACAAACGUGGUCACCUUCCUAAAACAGGGAGGCAAUUCGAUUGCACAGGGCUUUCCAUGCUGUUGGUAAAGUCUGUUAGGUCACAUUCUAUGCGUCUUUUCUGUACCAUGUGCCAAAAAUAGACUCAUUUUGCCUGCCCCGCUUCCUCCCUCUUGUUCUGCCAGACACCAGCUUUUGUUUUUUCCUCCUGCAUUGGGUGAGGGUCUUGGUGUGUCCAGAGCCUUCUUUUGUCCUGUGGCUAUGCUUUGGUGCUGAGCCCAGAGCUAAACAGGUGGACAGCAGGUAUCCUGGAAGGGCUGGAGCUUGGCUGUUUCUCAAGUGCUUCUGGUCACUGGAUCAUUACUGUUUGGGAAUUUUUGCUUGAAGAUACAACUUAAGCAGGCUCCUCUCCAGCCCUGGUCUGUCUUACUGGGGCUGUUCCACCAAAGCACAGAAUGUCAGUGCUAGCCUCAAGUACGUUGCAAGGCAGAUCUAUUUCUCAGGUGUGGCGGGGAUGCCAUGCUUUUCUUCUUUGUAGCUGCUAUACCUGUGUUGAUUGGGAAGACGCUGGAAGGGCAGUUGAGAGGUGAGCCUAAUGUUAAGAGUCUUGGCUCUGUCCCACGAUGACUGGAUUAUUCGACAGGUUGCUUACCUCUAAACGUCAGUGUCUCCAUCUGAAAAAUGGGGGCAUUAUAGUAGCUACCUCUCAGGUUUGCUGUAGAGAUUACAGGCAGUUACUGUACAGCAGUGCCUGCUGUGGUAAGUGGUAAAUCAAUGCUAGAUGAUAAAAAUGACAACAGUGGUAAGAUGUUGAUUCUAACCAUCAUAUCACCCCUGGAAGUUUCAUCUGGCUUGAAGAAUCCCUAACAGUUUUCAGGGCACCCUGCACCAGUUUCUCUUGUGCCUUAGCGGUCGCCCUGGAUGACGUUGGAGAGCACUGUUCUUGCUGGUCAUGCGCCCCCCUGACCACACGUCGCUCACCCUGUGUGGUCCUCCUGAAGAGGCCGGCCAGGAGACAGAGAUCGACUGAACAGGUGGAUUCACAUUAACUUUCCUUCUAGGCAGCAUGAAGAAGCCUCAGUCGAGGAUGAGAAGGGGUGAGGAUGUGCCAUCUACACUGGAAAGGUGUGCUCCCUCCCGCCCGGGCACCGGCACCCUUUGUCUGCCUUCCCACUUCCUUCCCAGCUGCUGCUGCACUACGGGAUAUCUCUGGGUAGACUGGCAUGUUUGGCCACUUCUUCACGAGAGGGCUGUGUGUGCCUGUGUGUGCACCUAAGGGACCCUGUGUGGCCUUCUUAGCUCUGCUGUCAGGGGCUAUGGAAAGUCAAGAGGUUGACCCUGACCUGAACUUUGAGGGAGCCUUUUGAAACUUUAUGGACUAAAGGACUAGAGGAUGAUGACAUCGCCUGGGAAGAUGGAGGUCACUGCAUUGCCAGUGCAUGCAGGAAACCCCAGAGACCAGAGGCUUGUCUGCAAUUAGUGUGUAAGUCUCCUCUUCCCGCCUCGCUGCCAAGAUAUUUGAUGUUGGGGAGAAGAGGCUGCAGGCUUCGUAUCCCUCUUAACACUUUUUUUUUUAACCUCAGACUGCUUGCUGACCUUUGGGGUCUUCUUUUGCCCUCACAGCCUUGUCUGUCCUACCUCUUUUAAUCAGGACUUUCCAAAAACUGUUUGCGAUGGAGAUAGGGGAGGGAGUUGGGGGCUCCAGGAGAAGAAGAGCAAGGCACGCCCGUCCGCCGUGGCCCCAGAGCAUCCUUGCUUCUCUGAUCAUGUGCUAAUGCCAACGCUGGUGGGAAGACAGAGUGACCUGUCUCUUUCUCUUUCCCCUUCAUUCCUCAGGCUCCAAGUUGGGUUACUUUGAGAAGAAAUGGCAUUGAGAACGUGUCUUCUAGGUUUUCCUCUUUUAUGACUCUUGAAAGAUUCUCUCCAAUAUGCACUGAGUGUCACAGACUGCCCCUCCUCUCAGCCCUCUUGGCUCCCUUGUGUACCUGGGCUGCUGCACAGGUGUGGCCAGACUGUGGACCGUGUCCUAACCGUGCAGUUGAUCCACCAGGCAAGUGACAAUCGGGAUGCAGGAAGAGAGGCCAGUACACGUGUUCUUCUGUUCCAACAGCCUCGUUUCUCUGUCGAAUCCUAAAAUACAGAGGUUCACCACAUUCUUGUUACAGACAACAAGGGCUCUGGGAGGCUACCAGAUUUGGUUGUUCUGCCGUCAUCUCCUGCCACCUUCUCCUGUUCUCUUACAUGGCCGAGGAGAGCUGAGCCUAGUCUGCAGGGUCGAGGGGACACUGCCCUGAAAAUGCUGGUGUAUGACAGGUAUUCGUUGCUGUUAGCUGCUGCUGUUCUGUGGGAAUCUUGCAGCUGCAGGAGAAGAAGCUGGCGAGGCUGGGUUUUGUGCAGCCUGUCUCACUGGAGGUCGGGUUUCUCACUUAGCACCCCCUUUUCUGGAGAUGGAGGAUGGUUCACGGGGAUGGGAGCUGCUUGCCCCCUGCCCUAAUGUGCCCUUUUACUUUCCAUUCAAAGGUCUUGAUUGUGGUGAUUUCUAGGAACUCCAGACGUUGAGCCUGCUUCUGGCGCUGACACUAAACGCACCCCAGCCUGAGUUACACGGGAAGGGCUUCCUGUUAAAGUCUCUCUCCCUUUGCUAGGGUCUCCUGACUGCUCUGCAGGGUGGUCUCCAUCCGAGGUGGGCCACGCUCCUGGAGCUUUCUGCUGGGUUUUCUUCUUUCCAGGAGCAAUAGAAAGGCAGGUGUCAUGGAGCCAUCGUGGGCACCUUGGGCUGUGUAGGACUGAACUCUGUCCUGCUACGGGUCAGCUACUUGGCUUUCUUCCAGCCCCUCUUCCAAGGCCUCACACAUCCGGGAGCUGACCUGUGGCUCUCUGGUUGUCCUUUCCAGAACACUUGCAACUGCACCCGGGAAUGCUGCUGCACCUGAGAGGCUGGAGGCUCUGAAAUACCAACGGAUAAAGAAGCCCAAAAAGUCAUCCAAG